This is a messenger RNA of Puntigrus tetrazona (Sumatra barb), 1143 nucleotides long. It is a transcript of the gene jmjd8, whose product is annotated as jumonji domain containing 8. NCBI's taxonomy places the organism in Eukaryota, Metazoa, Chordata, Actinopteri, Cypriniformes, Cyprinidae. The coding region runs from base 99 to 905 and encodes 268 amino acids. The record is from RefSeq and is a predicted model, not a curated record. Gene Ontology annotation, cellular component: cytoplasm. The transcript has 9 exons.
AGCAGGAAGUGAGGGUCGUGGGAUUUUGAAAGCUGUUGGUGGUGAAACGCGGUGAAACCGUGAUGAGUGUGAGUUUUAAUGACAGGUGUUGAAGAAACAUGGAUCAGCUUGUGAGGGCUCUGCUAAUGCUCCUCUUAGCGCACUUACCGGCUUCAUUUCACUGUACAGCUGCGCUCAGCGGAGAUGAUGGAGGAUGGGCACUGGGUUCAAGUAUAGAGGAUGAAGGCGAGUGCAGCAUUGAGAUAAGAGACGUGAACUCCAUAACACACACACAAUUCAUUAAAGAGUAUGCUUAUGCAAAACCAGUUAUACUCCGAGGACUUACAGAUAACGCGAAGUUCCGUUUCCUGUGUUCCAAGUCCAAUCUGCUGCGAGAGUACGGAGGGAACACGGUCCGUCUCAGCACAGCCAAUACACACUCAUACAGGAAAGUGGAUGUGCUGUUUGAAGAGUUUGUGAAGUUCCUGUUGACCCCUCAGCCUAAAGACACACUGGGCAGUGAUACUCUGUACUUCUUUGGGGACAAUAACUUCACGGAGUGGCAUUCUCUGUUUGAGGAGUAUAAAGCGCCACCUUUUUCUCUUCCACUCAUGCAUCCUGCCUAUAGCUUUGGGAUUGCCGGACCAGGUACUGGCGUCCCGUUUCACUGGCACGGUCCCGGCUACUCUGAAGUUGUUUAUGGCAGAAAGCGAUGGUUUCUUUACCCCCCUGAUGAGGCGCCCGAGUUCCAUCCCAACCACACCACUCUCUCCUGGGUCUCUCUGUCCUACCCAAACCUGGAGCUCCACCAGAGGCCCCUGGAGUGCACCAUACGCCCCGGAGAGGUGCUGUAUUUUCCAGAUCGUUGGUGGCAUGCCACUCUAAAUCUGGACGCCAGCGUCUUCAUUUCGACUUUUCUGGGGUGAAGACUGACGUGGUGGACACACACCGAGUGCGAUUGCGAGCAAGGAUUCAAUGUUCAGAGGACCAAAUGUGACCCUGGAGCAGAAAACCAGACAUAAGUAGCACGGGUAUAUUUGAAGCAAUGGCCAAAAAAUACAUUGUAUGGGUCAAAAUUAUUGUGAUGUUAAACAUCGUGUUCCAUGAUAUUUAAAUUUUUGCUCAGUAAUAUGCACUGCUAUAGACUUCUUAGUGAUUUUUUUA